Messenger RNA from Nilaparvata lugens (brown planthopper), 570 nucleotides. Its product is annotated as zinc finger protein 474-like. Bases 1 to 570 code for a protein of 189 amino acids. The transcript has 3 exons. NCBI's taxonomy places the organism in Eukaryota, Metazoa, Arthropoda, Insecta, Hemiptera, Delphacidae. The record is from RefSeq and is a predicted model, not a curated record.
AUGAAUGAGGUCAUUGACAAGAUGGUAGCAUUUGAUUGUAAGACUGGCGAAGACUACAUUACCAUAGCAGUGAAAGAAGGCUGCUUCAUUUGCGGCAGAGUUGUGUCACCAGAAGAGCUAGCCAAUCACGAGGAGGCCUGCCUGGCUAGGUGGCAGGUGGAGAACGACAAGCUGGCACCGCAUCUGAGGCAUCCGCUGCCCACCAGGCCAGGGGGUGAGGAGGAAGGUGAGACGAGGGCAGACAGCCCCCAGAGUGAGGAAGCACCCGUGCACCAUCACCCAACUACACCCACUUUGGCACAGUCCCCACGCAAGCAACUGUCGCCACCCACUUUGUCGGUGACCACCUUGUCAUCAUCCUGCACUUUGUCGACACCCACUAUGGCGCAGUCCCCGCGCAAGCGGCUGUCAGUGUGCUGGCUGUGUGGCCGCGAGUUUGGUUCCGCGUCCAUCCGCAUCCACGAGCCGCGCUGCCUGAAGCGGUGGCGGUUGGAGAACGAGCAACUGCCGCCUGAGCGACGGCGACCGAGCCGCAGAAGCCGGCUGUCGUCCUUACAUCAGGUACCUUAA